Messenger RNA from Wallemia ichthyophaga EXF-994, 324 nucleotides. RefSeq lists its product as uncharacterized. Lineage: Eukaryota; Fungi; Basidiomycota; Wallemiomycetes; Wallemiales; Wallemiaceae. Gene Ontology annotation, biological process: 2-oxoglutarate metabolic process. The record is from RefSeq and is a predicted model, not a curated record. The transcript has 3 exons. Bases 1 to 324 code for a protein of 107 amino acids.
AUGAGAGCAACGAGGAUAAUACUCGAGCAUGUGCAUACACCCAGGAUCAAGUUCCUGGGAAGGAGAGUGUGGAGCAAAGGUGAGGAGAUUAUCGAUGAUAAACCAGAACCACCACAUCCUCAUCCCGAUGCGCCAAAGGAUUUUAAGGAUAACUUUGCUUCGUUUGUACAGGCACGUGAAAACUACACACAGCCAACGCCAUCCGCACCCAACACUUACACUAAUUUCUGGGAUUUGCCUCAACGAUUCCACAAGAUUAAGUUCGCUCCUUACAGCGAGUACGAGAUGGAGGCUAUUGAGUCCGGCGGUGCUUCGGUUUACUAA